Messenger RNA from Oldenlandia corymbosa var. corymbosa, 927 nucleotides. Lineage: Eukaryota; Viridiplantae; Streptophyta; Magnoliopsida; Gentianales; Rubiaceae. The record is from the annotation of a GenBank genome assembly.
AUGACUUCCACUCUUCAAGAUUCUGAGAUCUCGCCGGAAUUUCAUCAAGAAACCAACAUUCCCAAUCUUGAUUCCGCCGCUGCUCUUCAACUCAUGGCGGCGCUCCAACUCAAUCCCGGCUAUUCUUCCAUCAACUACGGCAACCACCAGGCGCCUGCCACGCCGCAAUGCACUAACUGCGCCUUUAACAAAAGGCAAUCCCCUUGUGAUUUCUCGCCUGAGCAACCCUCUUCCAAGAGGGCUGCCAUCCAGCAGCAACCGUCUUCCUCCGCCGGUUCCUCCGGCGACCAGCUCCUCCAAAAUGGCUUCACCAAAAUCCCACUUCCAUCUACUGUUCUGAGCCAAACACUUUCUGCUCCAAUUCCCACCAAGAAUCUCGAUGAUCAGAUUUCAGAUGGUGCUUUGGCCGUUUCUUUGAUUCGUAAUCCCUUGCCUGAGGAGAUUUCUGGGUUCAAUUCUACUCCUGUUCCGACGCAGCCGUAUCAACAAACUAUAUACCGUACAUACUCUGAACCCAUUCCCGAGGAUUACCAGGCAGUUGCAACUUCGGCCACGCGCAGACCUCCGGCAGCUGGGAAAGUUACGCGCCGCCCUGGUUUUAGUCUGAAGACAAAAAGUCCUGAUACUAAGAGGUUCAGAAGAAUGAAAGAAAGACUUAGAGAAAUGAAGAAAUGGUGGGAUGAGGUCAUCAAGGAAGGUGAAGAAGAAGAGGACGCUGAUUCUGGAAAUAACGAUCACUGCCCUCCAAAGGAUGAUACUGAAGCGAGUCAAGGAUGUGAAGCUGAAGAAGCUAGUCAUGAUCAGGAAGCUGUGUGGGUAGAGAGGAAAGGGGAGGUUCUGAUUCUGCAUUUCAAGUGCCCCUGUAGCAAAGGCUAUCAAAUUCUUCUCUCCGGGGAUAAUUGCUACUACAAGCUCUCCACUUUCUGA